AUGGAACUGGAUAACGCCAACCCCACCAUUGUCAACCCCUCGGAGCUUCCUUCAUAUAGAGAAAGAAGGAAGAUCAAGGAUGAGUCGCGACAGAAGCAGGGCAUUCGGCAACUCUUCAUGGGCAAGUCAAGCUAUGCCAUCGACCCAUUUUACCUGUCAGACUAUUCAGAUACCGACUCUGAUGAUUCGAAUGUGGAGCCUAUCGACGAGCAAGAAAUAUAUGAUUUAAUAGCACCGAUAACAGACCCGGAACACCCCUUCUCUCUUGCGUCGCUUGGGGUGGUCAAACUUGAAGAUGUACACCUUGGAUCUCCCACAGAUCCCACGAAAGCUGCAGCUCUGUCACACGUUUUAGUUGAGCUCACACCUACUGUUACCCAUUGUUCGCUGGCUACAGUUAUUGGCCUAUGUGUCAGAGUUCGACUAGACCAAGCUCUACCUCCAAGUUUUCGGGUCGAAGUCAAGAUCAAGAGUGGCACUCAUAACCAGUCCGAGGAAGUCAAUAAACAGCUCGCAGAUAAGGAGCGUGUAGCAGCGGCACUUGAAAACGCGCAACUCAUGGGAGUUUUAAGGAACAUGAUGAAAACAUGUCUUGAACCUUAA
Glarea lozoyensis ATCC 20868 is the source of this 603-nucleotide messenger RNA. Its product is annotated as Fe-S cluster assembly (FSCA). Gene Ontology annotation, biological process: iron-sulfur cluster assembly. Lineage: Eukaryota; Fungi; Ascomycota; Leotiomycetes; Helotiales; Helotiaceae. The transcript has 2 exons. The record is from RefSeq and is a predicted model, not a curated record. Bases 1 to 603 code for a protein of 200 amino acids.